Molecule: messenger RNA, 657 nt
Organism: Ichthyophthirius multifiliis
Lineage: Eukaryota; Ciliophora; Oligohymenophorea; Hymenostomatida
Product: regulatory subunit of type ii pka r-subunit family protein, putative
Exons: 1
Molecular function (GO): protein binding
Source: RefSeq, a predicted model, not a curated record
AUGGCUUCCAAAUAUCUUUAAAAAUAUCCUGUACCUGAAGGUUUUUAUGAAAUAUUACACGAUUUCACACGUGAAAUAUUACGCGCUUAACCUGAAGACAUAAUCUACUUUGCGGCAAACUAUUUCGAAUAAAAAGCUUAAGGAAAGGAAUAUAUAUAUGAAUCAAAAUAUAACGUUCCAAAGCCUGUUGAUAAAUAUGAUAUGGCAAAUAAAAAGAGUUAUAAUCCAACCCCUCAUGAAUAAUAUGCUGAUUAAGCAAUGAAAGUAGUUGAAGCAUCUAAUAAUAAGGAAAAUGAUUUAUAAAAAUUAAAUUCUUAAAAAUCUGAUAAACAAAAUGAUCUUUCAAAUCAUUCAAAAGAAAGUGAUAUUUCAUUCGCUGAAGAGAAAAGAAUCAGCAAAUAAUUUGUAUAAGAUAUGUAUAAUUCUGCCAUGUUAAAAGCAGCAGGUACAGAAAGUGUUCAAGAAAUAAAAAGCAUAUAAGAAGAUAAAAGCCAAUAAGAAAUAAAAAGCUAAUAAGAAGUUUAAAGUUAAUAAGAAGUUAUUAUUUAAUAAAAAGAAGAAAUAAAAUUAGAUGGACCUAUAGAAAGUUACUAAAAUGCAGCUUUAAAAAUUCAAGCUAAAUUUAGGGGAGAUUAAGUAAGAAAUAAAUAUAAUUGA